Messenger RNA from Trichoplax adhaerens, 1371 nucleotides. RefSeq lists its product as uncharacterized. Gene Ontology annotation, molecular function: 2-oxoglutarate-dependent dioxygenase activity. The transcript has 6 exons. Lineage: Eukaryota; Metazoa; Placozoa; Uniplacotomia; Trichoplacea; Trichoplacidae. The coding region runs from base 1 to 1371 and encodes 456 amino acids. The record is from RefSeq and is a predicted model, not a curated record.
AUGGCCAUAGGUUAUGCUAUUUACAUGAAGACCCUAUUUCUAUUUCUUAGUAUCAAUGUAUGCACAACCAGUGAUGAUUUGCGUGGACAUAACCAGCCAUUAGGAAUGCAACGUGACCCUGAUGGGCAUAUUGACACAUUAACCAGUUUGCCGACGCCAAGAGAGUUUUGGGAAAAUUAUCUUAGCAAAUCAAGACCCGUUUUGAUUAAAAAUGCUAUUGGCUCUUCGCCCGCUUUUAAUUUAUGGAAUGAUCGCUAUUUAAAGAGCAAUUUUGGUAAAUUUAUAUUUAAAAUUGAAGGCAAAACCGAAGAUCAGAGGAAACCGAUCGGAAGUUUGGGGCUAGGAUUCGAUCAACUCUCCAACUUCCUAGAUACAUACGAAGAUAGAAAAGUUUAUAUAGUAUCAGAGAUGCCUGCUCCAAUGCACAAGGAUAUUCUUGUCCCGUCAUUUAUGGCAUGUGGAUCUAUUUCUAACCGAAUUAGGGAGAGUCAUCUUUGGUUUAGUUCUGGCAGUACCCGAAGUCGAUUACAUAGUGACCCAAUAUUUACACUGAAUUGUUUGCUGGUUGGACAGAAAAACUGGCUUUUUAUGGAGCCAAAGUACAGUAAAUAUUUAGGUGUAGAAAGUAGUUAUGGCAUAGGGGGUCGACAUUGCUCAAUUAAUGUCGAUAAAGUAGAUCUAUAUCGAUAUCCUAAAGUGGGUAAAGUUCCUUGGCGUUUUGCUAAUGCUACUUCUGGUGACUGCAUCUACCUACCUAGAGGUCACUUUCAUCAAGUAAGUUCCAUAGGAUCGAAAAAUUUGGCUUACACCAUUCUUUUCGAUAUUAGUAAGAAAGAUUUUAAGAUAUUUAACCAAACUGGUUGCGAUCACGUUGAAAGUGCUACUUUAAGUAAUGUGCCAAUGUCUUUACGAUAUCCUGGCUACGGGCAUAUGACCUUCGGUAACCGUUUGCAAAUAGAAAGCGCACGAAUUGCUAAAGCGUCUAUAGAAAGUAAAGGUUAUUUCGAUCAACAAAAAUUUACUGACAAAUACAAGAAACUUGGUGGUUCCGAUUAUUUCGCUUCAAAGUUUAUUAAUACCUUGGACGAAGAUAAGGAUAACAUCAUAGAUAAAAAUGAAGUGCAGAGAAAUCUUCCGAAAGCUUUAGAAAUAUAUAAAGAUAUUCUAGACGAGGAAUAUGAACAAAAUAAUAGUAAUGAAGCAGAUGAGCCAGAAGAUGAUCGGAACGAAGAUGAAAAUGACUCCAUCAUAGAUGAAAAAGAUGAAAACAAGCUGGAAGAUGAGGAAUUAGAGCAAUCUGACGAUGAUGAUAACGACAGAUUAGAGUUUAAUAGACAAAGAAAAGAUGGACGAAUAUUAGAUGAGCUGUGA